This is a messenger RNA of Mya arenaria, 7227 nucleotides long. RefSeq lists its product as uncharacterized. The record is from RefSeq and is a predicted model, not a curated record. The transcript has 7 exons. Lineage: Eukaryota; Metazoa; Mollusca; Bivalvia; Myida; Myidae. The coding region runs from base 288 to 1841 and encodes 517 amino acids.
AAUAUUCUGCAUGACAUUGUGUACAAAGUGUACAAUUAUUAAAACAUUUGUCAACAUUAAAAGAAAAUUGUAAAAUUUGAAGCUUUCACGAGACAUAAUUAAACCUCCUAUUUCUUCAUCAAUGUAAAGAAAACCAACAAUGACCUCUUUAUUAUCUUCUUUCUGAACUACUUUGAAUACACUGGUGCGUACGUGCUCUCACGGUGCAUUUGCUUUGAUAUGGCGGGGACACGGAUCUUGCACGGGACACUACGUCUUGCUUGGUUGUCAAAGAGUUAACCACAGACAUGGAGGGAUAUAAUGGAGAGUUAACCACAGACAUGGAAGGAAAUAAUGGAGAGUUAGCCACAGACAUGGAAGGAAACAAUGGAGAGUUAACCACAGGCAUGGAAGUCAAUAAUGGAGAGUUAACCACAGACAUGGAAGUCAAUAAUGGAGAGUUAACCACAGACAUGGAAGGAAACAAUGGAGAGUUAACCACAGGCAUGGAAGUCAAUAAUGGAGAGUUAACCACAGACAUGGAAGGAAACAAUGGAGAGUUAACCACAGACAUGGAAGUCAAUAAUGGAGAGUUAACCACAGGCAUGGAAGUCAAUAAUGGAGAGUUAACCACAGACAUGGAAGUCAAUAAUGGAGAGUUAACCACAGACAUGGAAGUCAAUAAUGGAGAGUUAACCACAGACAUGGAAGGAAACAAUGGAGAGUUAACCACAGGCAUGGAAGGAAAUAAUGGAGAGUUAACCACAGACAUGGAAGGAAACAAUGGAGAGUUAACCACAGGCAUGGAAGUCAAUAAUGGAGAGUUAACCACAGACAUGGAAGGAAAUAAUGGAGAGUUAACCACAGACAUGGAAGGAAAUAAUGGAGAGUUAACCACAGACAUGGAAGGAAACAAUGGAGAGUUAACCACAGACAUGGAAGGAAAUAAUGGAGAGUUAACCACAGACAUGGAAGGAAACAAUGGAGAGUUAACCACAGACAUGGAAGUCAAUAAUGGAGAGUUAACCACAGGCAUGGAAGUCAAUAAUGGAGAGUUAACCACAGACAUGGAAGGAAACAAUGGAGAGUUAACCACAGACAUGGAAGGAAAUAAUGGAGAGUUAACCACAGACAUGGAAGUCAAUAAUGGAGAGUUAAUGGAAGGAAAUAAUGGAGAGUUAACCACAGACAAUGAAGGAAAUAUUGAAAAGCGAACAACAAAUUUCAAAGAAAAUAUGAUAAAACUAUGCAAAUACUGGAUGUCUGCCAUCCGUGUAAUAUCUGAUUCACUUUUUAAGUGCAUGGUGUUUGGGGUUAUGUUUCUGGUUGUGUCUGGUCAGGCUGCUGGUGUAAAAGAGUUCCUUAAUGCAGAAAACCUAUGCCUUGUCAGUGUGUGCAAUGGUUGCAGUAUGGUGGCCAAAGUGCUACGAAAGGACAAAAAUGACAUCAUUAAUGUUGAAGUUAACAGCGAAAAUGUAGCCAGCUGCAGUCUUCUGCAUAAAACACCAGAAAUAAGUGGGGAAAAAAACAAAGAACUGUAUGAUAUAUACAUCACGCCAAGUGGAUGGUGUGUAUUCACUAUCUAUAACUUCACUGGCACCAUACUUGAUGUGACUAUCUCCUCUACUUCGGGAUUGACAGAAGCCUUCAUUGAAGGUAAAUCCAAACCAGAAUGCAUGGGCCCUAAAAACCUGGAGUUUUCCCUGAGAGGUUUGGAGAAUGGUGAGGCCAAUGGGAAUAGCACAGGAGCGACAGGGGUAGACAAUGUCAGCAAUGAGAACUGGCUGGUUUUGCUGCUGAUUAUGCUGUUGGCAAUUCUGCUGAUUGUUUUUAUGGUUGUGAUCUGCAAAAUAGGAAGCUGAGAUUCAAGUAUAUUUUAAUCGACAACAACAGUUUCAAGAUUUUUGACCAGGCCUAAUGACUGCUUAAUCAGAUCCGGAACGAACGUUCAGCGUUUACCACCACACAGCUUUUCCAACCGUCCAUCUAGACUAAUAGAACAGUUUUGGCCCCCUAAUUUAUUGAAAAAUCUUGAAGCUGCACUCUUACAGAUUGACCGUUUUGACAACUUUUUUUUUCUUGUCUUGGAAUAAUCCAAUUUUGGCGUAAAUGUCUGACAACUAGUGAUAUAAGAAUGCUGAUUUUGCUGUAUUUAUGUUCAAAAAUUUAUGUAUUAUGACGAAAGGAUAGAAUAUGUAUAUAUAAAGUAUGCCCUAAUUCGCUGUAUAUUAUUUUGUAUACAUUGUGGUGUGUUUCCAUUUACUGCAAGUAUAUUUUCUUAACAUUUAACAAUAUAGCAAACAAUAUGAAAGGUGGAUUGAAACAUGUUUUAAUUUGCAAAUACAAUUUUAGGGCGGGGCUUUGGGGAAAUUUAUCCUUGUUUUUUUUUGUUAUUAGUUUUAUUAGUUUUUAUUAUUGAAUAUUUUAAAUGUCCUUUAAAUUGGAAAUAUUAAGAAUUCAUUGGUGCAACAAUUUUGGAAGUUUACUUAAAGUUUUUAAUAUAUCUUGCAGGAGGCAAAAAUGAGUCGUAGCUAAUUUAAUGAACAUGCGUAAAUCAAAUUUCUAUUUUUAGUCAACAUAUCAUUAUUGUUUUCUUAACAAUUGUUCUCUGGGAUAAAAACAUUCCAUAAUACAACAGAACAAUUACUUUUAGCUGUUUAAUUUUUACAUUAAAAACCAAAUUCCGGAAAGGAUGUUCAUGUAUAUAUAGUGCCACUCUCAUUCUUUUCCUGUGUAUAUGCAACAUUUCUAAUUGUUAACUUGUUAAGUGUGAAAGGCUUUCAUGAGCAAAAGUUUGUUAUCACUUUUUUUGAAAUAUAGACAGGGCUUCCACUUAACUUGUUCAAAUGGUUUUUGAUCAAAUGUGUAUGAUAUCAACUGUAUUAAUAUCAAAUAGGAUCUUACAUGAGUUGCAAUUUAAUACAAUAGGGAUAUUUGUAUUGCCUUUUGAUCCAAGUUAAAUCAAAAUCUGCAAAAAUCCAUGUGAGUCAAAUACGACAUCCGGAUGAAAACAAAGUACUUAUAACCCUUCUAUUAUAUGCAUUACUAGUAAAAUUAAAGACACUUGAUUUCAUUAUGAAUGUCAUUUAAAUAAAGCACUUUUUUGUUUCAUGACUUCAUUUUAACAUCCAGAAUGAUAUGUUUAUGAUGACUAUGACAUAUGCGAAAUGUAUAUUUUGGUGCUAAUCUUACUGGUUGAAAUAUAUUGCUAUAUCGGUAGGUCCGUCGGUAGACCAAAGCUUGUCCGAGUGAUAACUCAACAAUUCCUGGACGUAUGGUCAUCAAACUUCACAUGAAGGUUGGGCCUGAUCAGUAGAUGACCCCUAUUGAUUUUGGGGGUCAUCGGGUCAAAGGUCAAGGUCACAGUGACCUUUAAUGGUAAAAUAAUUUUAAAGCUUGUCUAAGUGAUAACUCAACAAUGCCUGCACCCAUGGCCCUCAAACUUGACAUGGAGGUUGGGCCUGACCAGUAGAUGACCCUAUUGUUUUGGGGGGUCAUCAGGCCAAAGGUCAAGGUCACAGUGACCUUGAAUGGUAAAAGGUCAUCCGAGUGAUAACUUGACAAUGCCUGCACCCAUGGCCCUCAAACUUGACUUGGAGGUUGGGCCUGACCAGUAGCUGACCCCUAUUGUUUUUGGGGCUCAUCGGGUCAAAGGUCAAGUUCACAGUGACCUUGAAUGGUAAAAGGUUGUCCAGGUGAUAACUCAACAAUGCCGGCACCCAUGACCCUCAUAAUUGAAUUGGAGGUUGGGCCUGACCAGUAGAUGACCCCUAUUGUUUUUGGGGGUCAUCGGGUCAAAGGUCAAGGUCACAGUCACCUUGAAUGGUAAAAGGUUGUCCGAGUGAUAAUUCGACAAUGCCUGCACCCAUGGCCCUCAUAAUUUAAUUGGAGGUUGGGCCAGACCAGUAGAAGACCCCUAUUGUUUUUGGGGGUCAUCGUGCCAAAGGUCAAGGUCACAGUCACCUUGAAUGGUUAAAGGUUUUCCAUGUGAUAACUCGACAAUGCCUGCACCCAUGGCCCUCAAACUUGACUUGGAAUUGGGCCUGACCAGUACAUGACCCCUUUUGUAUUUGGGGGUCAUCUGGCCAAAGGUCAAGGUCACAGUCACCUUGAAUGGUAAAAGGUUGUCCGAGUGAUAACUCAACAAUGCCUGCACCCAUGGCCCUCAAACUUGACUUGGAGAAUUGGCCUGACCAGGAGAUGACCCCUAUGGUUUUUGGGGGUCAUCUGGCCAAAGGUCAAGGUCACAGUGACCUGGAAUGGUAAAAGGUUGUCCGAGUGAUAACUCGACAAUGCCUGCACCCAUAGCCCUCAAACUUGACUUGGAGGUUGGGCCUGGCCAGAAGAUGGUCCCUAUUGAUUUUAGGGGUCAUUGGGCUAAAGGUCAAGGUCACAGUGACCUGAAAUGGUAAAAGGUUAUCCGAGUGAUAACUCGACAAUGCCUGCACCCAUGGCCCUCAAACUUGACUUGGAGGUUGGCAACGCCUGGCCAGAAGAUGGUCCCUAUUGAUUUUAGGGGUCAUUGGGCCAAAGGUCAAGGUCACAGUGACCUUGAAUGAUAAAAGGUUGUCCGAGUGAUAACUCAACAAUGCCUGCACCCAUGGCCCUCAAACUUGACAUGGAGGUUUGGUCUGACCAGUAGAUGACCCCUAUUGAUUUUAGGGGUCAAAGGUCAAGGUCACAGUGACCUUGAAAGCGACCUCGACAAUUCCUGGACCUAUGGUCAUCAAACUUGACAUGAAGGUUGGGCCUUCCCAGUAGAUGACCCCUAUCGUCUUUGGGGGUCAUCAGGCCAAGGUCAAUGUCACAGUAACCUUUAACGCAAAAAAGUUAACAAAUCUUCUCCCACUGAUAUCUCAACAAUGCCUGAACCUAUGAUUAUUAAACUUGACAUGGAUGUUAAGCCUGAUCAGUAGAUCACCGUUAUUGAUUUUAGGAUUCAUAGAGCCAAAGGUCAAGGUCACAUUGAUCUUGAAUGGUAAAAGGUUGUCCGAGUGAUAACUCAACAAUGCCAGAACCCAUCGGCUUCAAACUUGACUUGGAGUUGCAUCUGACUUGUAGAUGACCCCUUAUGAUUUAAGGGGUCAUUGGGUCAAAGGUCAAGGUCACAGUGACCUUGAACGAAAAAAACUUGUCUGUGUGAUAACUUGACAAUGCCUGCACCCAUGGCCCUCCAACUUGACAUUUAGGUUUCUGGUGACCUGCUGAUGACUUUGGAUUUUGAGUUCAUAGAGUCAAAGGUCAUGGUCAUAACACACUCUAUCCUCACACUUUAAUGGUCAUAAUUUUAAAACUGCCUUAACGGCAACAAAUCUGAGCUGUCAUUUCGGUCCAUGCAUAUUUCAUUCAAUUGUCCAUAUAAUCCUGACAACAUGGCGCUCAGGGUGGGGGCAUAAUGUUUGACAAACAUCUCUUGUUUUAUGUAAUACACAAUUGUUAUGGUAAAAUAAAACAUCGUACUUUUCUUUUAAAUGAGUAUAGAAAACAGGAAUUUGUCUUGAGAUAAGAAGUCAGACUUAAGAUAUUUUAUGAAUACUGGUGUUGUUUAAUUUAAAAGGCAUUCUGCAUGAAAGUUUACACACAAAAUUAGUAUCAAAAAGGUUGGCAUUAUGAGUUACGUUAUCUUUCUCAUGUUUAUUGUGUUAAUUUCCUUUGGGUAUUUAACAUAUCUAUAUGUUUAUAAAAAAAAUCAUUCUGGUUGUGUUAUAUUUAUUUCAUUAUAGACUGCAUAAUUAUCAAAAGAAAUGACAUUAUGAUACAAAUGUUUGCUUCUUGCCCAUUUUCAUUGUUUAUUUCUGUUCUUUGGGCAUUGAACUAGUUUAUAGGCAUUUUAGUUUUUCAUCAAUAAAAAUUUAAGAUGCACUCUUACAUCCAAAUAAGAUGUACCACAAUUAAUACAAUUGUCUUAAUUUACUGAAAAGGAUGAAUACAUAUCAUAAAAUCAAUGCUUCUUAUGAAGAAUACGUGUUUAACUUUAAAGAAAUGUGCAGAAAACACAGUAUUUUUACCUUGGGACCUUUUAGGACGCAUCAGUCAUUUUAUAUUUUGUGUUUUCAGCUAUUUAAGAUGCACUCAUACUCCCAAAUAAGAUUUACCACAAUUAACAAUCUUGUUCUAAAAUCCAAAAAGGAUGAAUAAAUGUCAGAAAAAAAUGGUUAUUAUGAAGAAUACUAAGUUUAAUUUGAAAGUAAUGAGCACAAAGCACGUUAUUUCUACCUUAGGAGACUAUAGUAGACCACAGUAAAUCUUUUAGCAUUCACCAAUCAUUUAAUAUUUUUGUGUUUUCAGCUAUGAAAUUCACUGUUACAAUCUUGUAAUCAGUGAAUGAUGUUUCCCUUAAAUGCAUUAUUUAGGCAGUAGUUUAAGAUGUAUCAAUCAAAAUGUAGGUAUGUUUGUUUGAUUGUUUGUUUGUUUGUCAGUCAUUCAGUCAGUUAGUUACUUUGUUAGUUAGUCAGUCAGUCAGUCAGUCAGUCUCAGUCAGUCAGUCAGUCAGUCCAGUCCAAUCCAGUCCAGUCCAGUCCAGUCAGUCAGUCAGUCAGUCAGUCAGUCAGUCAGUCAGUCAGUCAGUCAGUCAGUCAGUCAGUCAGUCAGUCAGUCAGUCAGUCAGUCAGUCAGUUAGUUAGUAUUGAUUUUGAAUAAGAGUGUUGACCACUUUAAGUCCACGGUCACAAUCUUGUUAUCAGUAAUUAAUAUUUUCCAUAAAUGCAUUAUUUAUUAAGUAAUUCAGGGUUAAGCACUCAAAGUUUAUGUUUGUUAAACAUUUUGUAUUUAUUGUUUUUAAAUAUGAUCUACAUCUUUUUUUUUCAAAAUGAUAAAAUCUGAAUAACCAAGAAAUGCAAUAAAAACUAAUUUAACUACCCAAACACUUUGAACAUAAUUUUGUUUAAUUUUAACCCUGGCAAGUUAUGUGUUUAUUCAAACCACAUGCAGAGUAGACUACUUGGUUUUAUUGUAAUCAUUGCAAGUAUAAUUGAGUGUGUGUAAUGUACAUAUAAAAGUCCCAAAACUUACAUAGAAUCAUCUGGCCUGCACGUUUUUAGGCCCUAGCUACGCCCCUGUAUUGAUUGUGAUAGCUUAAAUGUUUACUUUCUUUCAUUCAGAACUUGAUUUUCACAGUUAGCAACAUGUAUACGUGAUAAGUGUGAUCAUUCUCUUUGUGUAUAAAUAUACUCUAAACUUUGUGUCUAUAAGUAAUAUAUAAUUAUGAAUGCUAGUUCUCAUUGCUUGCUCAAUUUGAAUUCAGCUCAA